Messenger RNA from Thamnophis elegans (Western terrestrial garter snake), 873 nucleotides. RefSeq names its product F-actin-capping protein subunit alpha-2-like. Gene Ontology annotation, molecular function: actin filament binding. Gene Ontology annotation, biological process: actin cytoskeleton organization; barbed-end actin filament capping. The transcript has a single exon. Gene Ontology annotation, cellular component: actin cortical patch; F-actin capping protein complex. Lineage: Eukaryota; Metazoa; Chordata; Lepidosauria; Squamata; Natricidae. The record is from RefSeq and is a predicted model, not a curated record. The coding region runs from base 1 to 873 and encodes 290 amino acids.
AUGUCUACAGAGCUACUGUCUGUAGACCAUCCUCGAAUCAAGACAGAGAAAGCCCAGGUAGUGCAUAGACUCUUGAAACAAAUUCCACCUGGAGAAUUCAAUGAGGCCUUCAGUGACUUACGCAUGCUGGUAGAAGAUGAUAAGAUGAUGUGUGAAGAGGCACCCAGUCUCUGUGCCGUGUACAACAAGGACCAUUUCACACCAGUCCAAACCAAGAACGGUGAGGUCCUCUUGACUCGCCACAAUGAGCUGGAGGAGAACUACUUCCUGGAUCCACAGAACCAGGUCUCCUUCAAGUAUGACCACUUGAGGAGAAUACCAAGUGACUUCCAGGCUCAUCCCGAAGAGGACAAGAAAGGAGAGCUAUGGAGGAGAGCCCUCCACGAGGCCCUGAAAUUUUAUGUCGACAACCACUAUCCUGGCGGGCUUUGCAGCGUCUUCGUCAAGGACACAGCUAUGCGGAAGAUUUUUGUGGCUUGCAUUGAAAGCCACCGAUACAAACCGUCUGCCUUCUGGAACGGCUUGUGGAAAUCGGAAUGGACAUUUGCUCUAGCUCCUGCCUCUACAUCCACUCAGGUGACCGGAGUCAUCACGAUCCAGGCACACUACUUUGAAGAUGGCAACACACACCUGACAGCAGUCAAGGAUGCUGAGGAGACGCUGCUGGUCACCGAUGAAGCCCAGACAGCAAAGGACUUUGCAAAGCUGGUGGGGAAAGUGGAAAACGAGACCCAGAGUAAAAUCAUGGAUGAAUACGACCACAUGAACAGCAGCUACAUAAAGUCCUUUCGGAGACAGCUGCCCAUCACUCACACCAGCCUUGACUGGGAAAAAGUGGUGACUGUGAAGACUGUAGAGGCUCGUACGCUCUAG